AUGGAGAUUUUUCAAGAAACAUAUGAGCAAUUAUUAAGAAGAUUAAAUGAUAACCGUGAACAACUAAGAAAAAUAGAUGAAAAGCUUUUGGAACUGAAAGCUGAUGAUCCAAAUUAUGAUAUUUUUAAAGAAGUCAGAGGCGAUUUAAUUGAAGUUAUACAGCUUGUCGAAGAAUUGAUUGAAAAUAAAAAGAAAAAUGGUGAUAACAGUUUUGAGGAUGUGAAUAUUGGAAGGAUAGUCGAAGUUUUUUAUAAAGGAAAUAAAAGAUUUGGUAGAAUUAAAUCAAGAGACCCUAUUUUAACUUCUGAUUCGAAUACCAAUAGUUAUUUAAUUUCAUUAUUUGGCAAAAAUUCAGAAACUAUUAGUUUUCAGUUUCAGGAAUUAAAGCUUUUAACACAAUUUAAGGGUUUAUCUGUGGGAGAAAAAGUUCAAGUUUUGUAUGAAGAGGAUGGUAAUUGGUAUAAUUCUGUUAUUAUUGGUUUGAAUCAAAACGGUUAUAUUAUUAAAUAUUUGGAUUAUGAUCAAGAAGAGGCUGUUACAUAUGAUAAAGUUAGAAUAAUUAACAAAAGUGUUAUAAAUAAUGCAAAUUAUGGCAAAAAUAGUCAGCAAUUAAAUUCAACAUCAAUCAUUACUACUCCUGGUGGUUACAAAAUACCUGAAAAUCUCUUAAUUAAAUCCUAUGAUUCAGAAAAGACUAAGCUUGAAAAGAAGAAAAAAGUCUCAGUUAUUAAAAAACAACAAAAGAAUGAAAUUAUUGAAACCCAAGCCAAACAGAAACAACUUUCUUGGAAGAACCAUAUCAGUAAAUUUCAAAAGAAUAGUCAAAUGAUAUAG
Cryptosporidium ubiquitum is the source of this 834-nucleotide messenger RNA. RefSeq names its product 30 kda splicing SPF tudor domain-containing protein. The transcript has a single exon. NCBI's taxonomy places the organism in Eukaryota, Apicomplexa, Conoidasida, Eucoccidiorida, Cryptosporidiidae. The record is from RefSeq and is a predicted model, not a curated record. Bases 1 to 834 code for a protein of 277 amino acids.